Molecule: messenger RNA, 765 nt
Organism: Penicillium soppii
Lineage: Eukaryota; Fungi; Ascomycota; Eurotiomycetes; Eurotiales; Aspergillaceae
Product: SDR family oxidoreductase
Exons: 5
Coding region: 1-765 (254 amino acids)
Cellular component (GO): cytosol
Molecular function (GO): oxidoreductase activity
Source: RefSeq, a predicted model, not a curated record
AUGUCACUUUCUGGAAAAGUUGUUCUACUUACUGGUGCCUCGAUGGGAAUUGGAGAAGCAAUUGCCUCCUCCUUGGUUGAAGCUGGUGCCAAUUUGAUUCUAUUUUCACGCUCUGAACUCAAAGAAAGACUGUCCACCAACUCCAAUGUGAAAAUCAUAUAUCGGACCGUGGAUGUCGGCGACUUCCAUAGCGUCGACAAAGCAGUUGCAUCUUCAGCUAAGGAAAUGGGAGAAAUUGAUAUUCUAAUCAACAAUGUAAUAUCCUACCCCUCUCACCAAAAGAACUUCAAUCUUAAUGCUAAUAAAAAUCAGGCUGGCCUAGCCCUCGGUGCGCCAAAGUCCUUUCACGAGCUGACCCCAUCUCAAAUCAUGACUAUGAACAACACCAACAUCAAUGGAUACAUGUUUAUGUCACAUGCCGUCUUGAAUCACUCCAUGCUCCACAAAAAAGAAGGAACCAUCCUGAACGUAACAUCUAUCACGGGUUUAGAAGUCCCGCCUUUCCCAGGCGAAGCAGUUUAUCACGCAAAUAAAGCUUGUCAGGAAGCUUUCACAAACUCAUUGCGCAAUGAGCUGAGUGGUUCCAAUAUUCGGGUGCUUGCUCUUCGGCCGGGAUGCGUUGCUACGAAUUUUCACUCCCUUCGCGCUGCUGUUUACAUGCUUCAGCUACCUAUCAAUGUUUCAAUUAAGGCACUUGAUAUUGUUCCAUCCGCGCAACGAUCGCUUAGCGUCUUCGACAGGAUGUGGAACGAGCGGCAGACAUGA